Coturnix japonica (Japanese quail) is the source of this 6668-nucleotide messenger RNA. It is a transcript of the gene ST8SIA1, whose product is annotated as ST8 alpha-N-acetyl-neuraminide alpha-2,8-sialyltransferase 1. NCBI's taxonomy places the organism in Eukaryota, Metazoa, Chordata, Aves, Galliformes, Phasianidae. Gene Ontology annotation, molecular function: alpha-N-acetylneuraminate alpha-2,8-sialyltransferase activity. Gene Ontology annotation, biological process: oligosaccharide metabolic process; N-glycan processing. The record is from RefSeq and is a predicted model, not a curated record.
GGCGGGCGCGGGCCGGGCCGCCGGGCGUAGGGCGAGGGCGGCGGAGGGGCUGAGCGGCUGAGCGGCCCCGCGCGGUGCGGGCCCGAUGCGGGAGCGCAGCCCGGCGCCGCGGCAGCGCUGCGGGAGGAGGAUGGCGGGGCUGGCGUGGAAGUGGCCGCGCACCCGGCUGCCCGUGGGGGCCAGCGCCCUCGGCGUCUUCGUCCUCUGCUGGCUCUACAUCUUCCCCGUGUACCGGCUGCCCGACGAGAAGGAGAUCGUUCAGGGGGUGCUGCUGCAGCAGGGCAAGGCGUGGAGGAGGAACCACACUGCGGUCGCCGUCUUCAGGAAGCUGCUGGAAGACUGCUGUGACCCUGGGCAGCUCUUUGCAAUGACAAAACAGAACUCCCCAAUGGGAAAGAACCUCUGGUUUGAUGGGGAAUUUUUGUAUUCUUUCACCAUUGACAAUACAACUUACUCGCUAUUCCCACAGGCUACACCCUUCCAGCUGCCACUGAAGAAAUGCUCUGUGGUGGGAAACGGUGGGAUUCUCAAAAAGAGCGGCUGCGGAAAACAAAUAGAUCAAGCGGAUUUUGUCAUGCGGUGCAACCUUCCUCCUCUAUCCAGAGAAUACAGAAAAGAUGUUGGACUGAAAACCCAGCUGGUGACUGCAAAUCCCAGUAUAAUUCAGAAAAGAUUCCAGAAUCUGCUUUGGUCUCGAAAAGCAUUUGUGGACAGCGUGAAAGUGUAUAAUCACAGCUACAUCUACAUGCCAGCCUUCUCAAUGAAGACGGGGACGGGACCCUCCCUACGUGUCUAUUACACCCUGAAGGACUUCGGUGCCAAGCAGGCGGUGCUUUUCGCCAACCCCAAUUUCCUGCGUGACAUUGGCAAGUUCUGGAAGAGCAAAGGUAUCCAUGCCAAACGACUUUCCACAGGACUUUUCCUAGUCAGUGCCGCCCUUGGUCUCUGUGAAGAAGUAACGAUUUAUGGCUUCUGGCCAUUCUCAGUGGAUCUGCAUGGGAAGUUUAUUAGCCAUCAUUACUAUGACAAUGUCUUGCCCGAUUCUGGAUUCCAUGCCAUGCCGGAGGAAUUUCUACAGCUCUGGUUCCUUCAUAAAAGCGGUGUACUGAGAAUGCAGCUAGAACAAUGUGAGGACCCUUUAACCCAGUCUUCUGCCUAAGGAUCAUAGCAGUUGGUCUGGGAGAUCUACUAGUUUUUAAUUUCCAUGCUCUCCGGCAGAGAGUUCUGAUUUUCUGUUGAUUCUUUUUAAAGGGAAAAUAAUUACGGAUCUGCAUGGACCGUAAAAAUGCUACUUGAAAGCCAAAUGGAAUAUGUCCUUAAUGUAUGUCUUAUGGAACUGGGAUGGGGGGGAAACAAACCUCGCCAUCAAGUCCAUUCAGCAGUAAUGUGAAAAUGAAGCAACUCAAAUGAACUUUCUGGGUGACAUUUUUAAAUGAUCGAUGUAAAAAGGGCAUUAAGGCUCAGAGAGAAAUGGGGCCACCCACAAGCUUUUGCUGACAGUGCCAAAUAUGACUGUCUGUUCAAAAAUCCAUUUCAUUCCAGAUUGGCACCUCAUAACUUCCUUAUGUUUUUUUCCCUUCCCGUGUGUGUGUGUGUAGAGGUAAGGGGUAUAGAGGAGAGUGUGUGUGUUGUUGACUUUUUUUGCUUCUUUUUUUCUUUCAUUUUUUUUUUGUUUUCCAAUGGAAGAAAGGGGGAAGGUGUGAAAGCCUGAGGAGCUGAGUACCAUCAGCUCCUAAGACUUGUGAAUGUGAAGGGUGCUAAGAAUCUGAUAGAAGAAUGUAUUGGGAAUGCCCUGCUACUGAGUGUUGAUGGACCUACCUGUUGAAGGUUUUGUCUGGAUAGUCUGGUCAUUGCACUUGCAUCUAUGUUAAUGCUACCUUAUGGGCAACAGCUGGCUAAGGUAAAUUGGCUUGAAGAUAAAAGCUGUGGUACAAAAACAAAAGCAAAGUACAACCAGGUCUCAACUGACCUGCUGUAAGAUUUCCAUAGUGACUUUGGUAGCAGGGACUGUUCCUUAUUUGUGCUGUUUUGCCUUUGCGAUUAGUUCCAUAUUCAUUUGGACUCCAGAUGUUCAGUGACUAUCAGGGGGAUUUGAGGUGUUCAGUGAAAUGCAGAAUGAGAUUCUUCAUGUGCUUAUAACAGAGAAACUGCAGAAAUGAAUGUAAGUGUCAUUUAAGAUGAGUUUAAACUUUGAAAAUCCUUUCUCUUUGUUCUACUGGCUCUUCUUUUUGGAUGUAACAUUAGCCUUAAAGACUUGUACUUCUCUUGCAAGAUUGUCUCUGGUUAAAGAGAGUCUGAAAAGUAAAACAGCCUUUGGGGGCACUGAAAAACAAUAUAGCCAGCAGGAAAACAAACAAACAACAAAAAAAACAAAAAAACAACAACAGAAAAGGCAGGCACUUACAUAAUGCAGCCUUUCUCCUCGCAAUCAGAGAAUUAUGUAAGCGUGCAUAUUGCACUCCGGCUGCUCUGGUCAGUGCAGUGCCUAAAGGACUGUUUUAUUUUUGGGUAUUACUUGGACAGCGGAUGAUCCAAUUGCCAUGUAAAUGAGAAAUCUUGUUGUUUGCUUUGUUUUAACACUGUAGGACAGGAAGAGAAUACCUACUUAGUCCGCAGUGAAAUUUCAGCUGCAAGAUGUUAUCACUGUUAACUUUAUAUCCAAAAUAAUGUUCUCCUUCUUCUACUUCUGUCAUUCGUAGAUGAAAUUCUAGUCAAAAUGUUGAAGCAACGAAACUGUCGUCAGGUUUCCACAACAAUUUCCUGUGCUACCUGUUUUAGCUCCAAAGUGCUAGUAUUUCGGGGGACGUGUCCUAUCAUAUGUUGACAAACUCUCUCUUUGUAGACUACAAGCCGCAAGUUAUAUAGAAACAAUUAAAAGGAAAAAAAAAAAAAAAAAAAAAGCAACACCCCUGGCUUUUCUUUAAAUAUGAAUAAUUCAACUGUCUAUGUAGGACAUUGAAAAAAAGCCUUGUUUUGCUUUUUAAACACGUGUUUUGGAAUAAAAGCUUCUUCCUAAGUAUGAGUAUUCCAAACAUACAGUGGGCUUCGUUCCUUUGGAUUAUAGUGUAGCUCUAAAUUACAAAGGGGAGAUUUGGAUUAAAUGCUGUUUUAGAGAUUGUUCUGAUAAAAUCUGAAUGUGCUUCUAUAACCCAUUUUAUCUCUGUCCGUGUGUUUUUCUUUUAAGUACAAUCAACACACUGAUGGAACAUCGCUGAUAAUUCAUUUGCUUGGAUUAUGUUUUAUCUACGAUGUGGGUACUCAGUAAGGAAAGAUGUUCUUUACUGCUCAUUAGGACAAAUUUUUACUGAGCUGCCUUUUGUAGAAAACAGGUGCCUGUAUGGAUCUUAUGAGAUGUAUGAAGUUUUGCACUUUCUGGUUCUCAAUAGAAGAUGCUAUCUGUGAGUACAGCAGUCAAAAUAUUACAUGUUAAGAUGACACUUCGGAAGGAUGCCAGCAUUUCCCAAUGGUGUGGGGGAAUUAGGAGAGUAGGGGAGAACUGCUUCUCUGGGCUGGUCAUUUUUGUCAUUUGCUCCAGCACUUGAGAAUUCAGUUCUGAACUUCUCUGGUGAUUCUCCAGCACCCUGAAAAUCCCUUCUCUCACAUUCUGGGAAAAUGAUCUCAGUAGAAGAAAAGAAAAAUGAGUAUUUUCACAGGAAACCUCAGUGCAGUAUUUCAUAACAGCUGGCUUGCUUGUGUUCAGUUAGUGCCCCAUGUACCUAGGAGUAUUGUAAACUCCAUCUCUGUAAGGCUGAAGCUGACUGAAUCUGUAGCUUGUGGUCUUUGUGUGUCCCUUUUGAUGUCUGCAAUCCUGAGUUUUGCAAGGAGAUGGUUUUCAAAAGGCACUGGGGAUUGAAGAGACUCAAGCUGUUCGUGUUAAGUGUGGCUAAUAUUGGAAAAAUUGAUAGCUUGGGCUCUGUUCACAUCUACUUACAGCGAAUAUAACUGCAUCUUAAAAUAGGUUUCUAUAACUUGUAGAAAACUGGCAGCGUAGGAAAGAAGAGAAACAAAAAAUGAAUUCUGCUUUUGAGAGAGCAAGUCUACAAUGGGAACUCAACAGAAACCUGUUUUAGUUGGCUGACUUAGCACUCCACACAGGCACACUGGCCAAGAAGCAGCUUUUUACCCUACAAUUGAAAAAGGGUGCAGGAGGGUUCUGUAAGUAUUUUAUGGCAAGAGCAGUCACAGAGAAAAUGAAAAUCAGUUGGGAAUCUGAGAAUGGCAACUGCCUGACUCUGGGAGUUAACACACUCCAUUCUUUCUGCUGCUUAGUGUGAAACUUCCCUGGUACAAGUCUAGGGGAAGUGGGUACAAGUCUAGGGGAAGUGGGACCCAUGUACUGGAUAUUGGUAUGAAACGUGGAGUUACUUGUAAGAGUUUGAAAUUGUAUUACUUUUGAAGAGUAAGGCUACACCAGGGAAUAGGUGUGGUCAGAUCCAGGAGGGUAACUUAAGCAUCAACAGGGAAAUCAGCUUCUCAGAGUUAGCAAGCUUUGGGCAGAAUGACUAUGUCCAUCCCGCAUUUAUCUGGGUGGUUAAUUUAUGUCCAUUGAUAGCAGUGUCCUUAGAUUUCAUUGCUUGUGUUGCUAUAUUUUCCUUGAAGUGAAUAGAAAUCUUUAGGUCUGUUAGUGAAAUUCUUUACUCCAGCUUUUCUAUUUCCACUGCCAGUCCCUGAGUUUCUCCAGUAGUGGGUUAAAGCUAAACAAGCCUGUGCCAGGUUGAAAGCUACCACAAUUCAUCUUCACUAAAAACUAAUUCAGGCUUGCCAAAUGAUUUGUUAACAUUUUUAGUUAAUAAUUUUUUCACAGAGCUGCCAAUAUACAAAAAUGCUGGAAUCACUGCUCUGUGGAGGGUGCCACCUGAUUAUAAACAAGAUGAAUUAAAUCCCUUUACAGGAGCUGUGCAUGGAGGAUAUUUGGCACUGAAAUCAGUCUGUAUAUAAUCUUUUCAGGUCCUUAAGUGUUUUUGGGGAGACUAAGGCCAAUAUAUGAACUUGUGUUAAAAGUGUGCAAAAUUCCUCCUUUCUGUUGGAUGUGAGUCUUCUGAAGCUUGUUCUAAAGCAAGCAAUUGAAAGAGAAGCUGACAAAUUAAAAUCAUAAGAGUAUAUGUGCUCAUGAGAGUAAAAGCAUUUUUAAAUUAGACACAGACUGUAAUUCUAAGGCCUCUCCUUCAUGAAUGCUGUACUUUAAUAUUUUUGCUGAUACGAAGAUUGCAGUUUGGAAUGAACUAGCCACAGAAGUCAAAGGUCCAAGCCUCUGUUACAGCUUAGUUUUUAUAGAAUGUAGAAAUAUUGGCUUCUUUAUCGACCUCAAUAAUCUCACCUUUUUGUUAGCUUCAUCAGCAUGAUGUCACAGCAUACGCUGCUGAGCCUGCAUCUCUUUAGAAGCUGAAGCUGAGCAAGGCAUCUGCUGCUUUAAACUGAAUCUCUGAAUUGUGGUAGUUGCACAAAACACUUCCUUCAUGCAUAUUUAUGAAAACUGGUUUAAUAUAUAGUUCACUGUAUCCUGAAAUUGACAGUGAGAACAGGAAUGAGGAGGUUUGUAAUCUAGAAGCGAUGAUGAAGGAGAAAGUGCUAACUCACCUUUUUCUGCUUGCUUUGGUUCUCCAUCUCAGUAGCUUAAUGAACAUUGGAACAAGUCCAGGUUACACAAAGGACAGGCAGUUCCCAAAAAGCUGGAUGAUGAUGGAAAAAAAUGAAGAUCAAAUCAGUGGUGUAAUAAAUCGGACUGUAGAAAUUCUGGAUAAAGGUUGCCCAUUCUAAGCAACUGUAGGACAUUUUCUUCUGACAGUGACUGAAAAAUGGGCUAACAUCUGUGACAUAAGGUUUUCUGCUGGGUGGCAGCAAAGCAGAAUGUGAUGGCAGCUAUUGCCACGAGGCAGUGAACUGAUUAAACAGAAAUGGAAGCACAACAGAACAAAGAUGAUGAAAAAUCCUUUUCCCUUCCCUACUUCCAUUCACUCAGAAACAAAAGUAUAACAGACUUACUAUCUAUUGUCCUAAGUCAUCACCUCCUUAUUGAAAGGAUACUAUGGGAUUUAGAGGUGGGAUAUUAGAGCUGGGGUAGUAUGGUUAAGUUAUGGUUGGACUUGAUCUUUAAGGUCUUUUCCAAUCUGAGUUAUUCUAUGAUUCUGUCUGUUAGCUGAUGUUUCUUACUGAAAAAUAGUCAGCAGACCUUGUCCAGAAGAGCCUGAUCCUCUGCUUCCUGGCUGUCCGAAGGGUGCUCUGGGGAUGCUGGGACCUCCCUAAUGACAUCUGCUCCUAAUAUCACAUAGUCCCUCCACUUUGGAUCAUCCAGGCUUUGAAGACCAACCCGCUUCUCACCCCAAAGCAUUUUUGAUUGCUGGCAAGUCUCAGAAGCACCUAUUAAAAUUGCAUCUUAAUAUGAUCUCUAUCUACUCUAUGUUGUGGUUGUGUUGGUCAACUUACUUUUGAGAUGAAUAUUUAUCCCAUCUUGAUCCCUCUAAGGCAAACAGCACUCAAAUCACCUUGAAUUUGCUGUGUUAUUUAGUGUUUUCACCUUUCAUGUUAAACCUUUUGUUUUCUUUUAGCCUAGACAUAACUAUUGUGAGUGAACCCGAAGGCAGCAUAAGAAAACAUCAUCACAAAUAGUUGUUCUCUGCAUUUAGGUUUAAGCCAUUGCUCAAUAAAACAUGGAAGAACCUUUUGAAUAA